Messenger RNA from Gallus gallus (chicken), 914 nucleotides. Its product is annotated as translation initiation factor IF-2-like. Lineage: Eukaryota; Metazoa; Chordata; Aves; Galliformes; Phasianidae. Bases 1 to 726 code for a protein of 241 amino acids. The transcript is spliced from 3 exons. The record is from RefSeq and is a predicted model, not a curated record.
AUGGCGUGUCUGGGAGGAGGGCAGGAGCGAAGCCACAGCACCAAGUGCCGCGCAGGUGCCAACUUUAACAACGUGUCGAAGCGCCGUCGCUCAGCGCAGACCGCACCCGGCGCGGGGGAGCGCACAGAGGGCAGUCUGUGCCGCCCCACAAAGCCCUCACUGUGCAGCGCCGAGCCGCCCCGCGCCCGCCGGCCCCUUCUGCAAAUACACGCUGAUACGCGCUAUUGUCUUCCCCCCGAAUAUCACAGCCGGGGCACGAGGGCCGGGAGGAGCCGCUCACCGCACCCCGCGCGCAGCCGCCCCGCACCGCUUACCCCCGCGGAAGCGCUGCCCCGACCCUGCGCGGCUCCGCCCGCUCCCUGCGCGGCGGAUGGGGUGGGCGCAGCUCCCCCCGCGCUUCCUGCCGCCGGGCUAGGCUGGGCCGAGCCGGGCCGUGCCGUGCCGGGCAGCCCACGCGUGGAAAAACUGAGGGAGGCGGCUGCGCGGGGGUUGCGCGGUCGCUGCGCGGCCGCUGCGCGGCGCGGCGCUGAGCCUCCGUCCGUGCGGCGAUGGCGCAAACACCGCGCAAAACUUCACCCCCUCGCCGCGUGCGAUGGAGGGGCCGCUGCCCCUGGCCGAUUUGGUGCCCAAGAGGUUGACCCUGGCCCAACGAUGGCUUUGAAGAGCUCCAGAGAAACCAGAGCCAAAACGAUGGGAGCAAUGAUGAGGAAUGACAUUCUACUAUAAGAACAGUCCAUGGGUUCACGGGGCUCCAGGGGUGCAAAGUGCCACGGCCCACGCCAGGAUGUCAUCAUAGCUACUGUGAUGUCAUGAUAGCUAUUGUGAUGUCAUAACCGCUACGAUGGUGUCAUCGUGGCUAUCAGAACAGGGGUGAAUGUCAAUAAAGUGGAUGUUAGGGAGAAUAAUUUAUAUGU